UACAUUUUGAGAUUAAAAGAUUAUGCUAAGGUAAUUGUCAGUACUCUAUUUUAGUAUUGUCAAAGGUAACCAGCAACAAUGGAUAAGGUGCAGUUUAAUACACAGAUGGUCAACAUGAGGAAAACGGUGAAAAGGGCAAAAGUACAACUUAUUCACCAUUUAACACGUCAAAUCAUGGUCGUCAGAAAGAAGAAGGGAUCUGGGCAGCAACUUGUAAAGAAUGAACGGAGGGCAGGGCGGCUGGUGAAAGAGAUUGAAGUAAUCAAAGACCUCCCAUGUGACGAGGUCACCAUGUCAGCCGUCAUCAAUAAACAGUCACUACAGGCUGUGUUGGACAAUGGAAACUCUACAGCAGAGCAGCGUGGUACAGCCCGCCUUAUCCACCAUAAAGUCAUAUCCCAGCAAAUAGCUACCUUCAAAGAUCUUGUCACAGAUGAUCUACUAGAAAUUGGGAAGAGGAAAGAAAAACUACUGAGUAGAACCGAAGAAGGAAAUACAAAAAAAGCAGAUAGAAGAAGAUCAGAAUCAUCAAAUGAGGAGGAGGAGGAUUCUUUGGAAGAAGCCGACAACGCCAGUGAAGCAAGUGAUAAUGAUGGGGAUGAGACAAAGGCAUCUCCAUUUCUAACAAUGGACACUGGAAGAUCGAAAAAAUCAGAGUCGACAAGUCUGUCGGAACAAAAUCAGCAAUUAAGAGAACAGAUGGAGAGCAGGCAUAAAAAGUCUGGAUUCUUCACGACAGCUCAAAGCAAGGAGGACAAGUUGCAAGGAGAGAGUGAUGAUGAUGAAGAAGAGGAGAGUGAAGAAAUGGAUGACGAUGAGGAGGAGGAGGAUGAUGUGGAGAGCAUAGAAGACAUGGAUGAUGACAUCGAUGACAUGGGAGAGAACUUCAACUCAGAAUUCAGGGAACUCUCAGCAGAAAUCAAGAAAGGAAAGUACAGUGGACACGUGGAGAAAGAGAGGAAGAAAUCUAAAGGGUUGGACUCCUUGUUUGUGGGUAGAUUAUCUGGAAAGGGCCAUGAUUCUGGUGACAAGACGAUCAAAGGCAGGAAGAAUCGACCUGGGCAGACGGAAAGACAUAAGAUAAACAUCAAGAAGCAGAUCAACGUUUUAAGGAGACCCUCAGGGAAGGAGCCUAGAGAGGGCAGCAGACAUGUGGCCCUUGUGGAUCUACCUAGUUUGGAUGCGAGAGAGAAACAACCAUCUAAGAGGAAGGUCAUCCCAGGCAUCAAUGCUCUGUAUGAGAAGCCCAAGACUGGAGAUUCAUCAAACGAGAAGGUGCUGCCAUCCCAGCGCUCGAUGGUGUCUAAGAGAGGAAGGGGAGGAGCAAGGGGAGGUGGAAGAGGAGGAGGAGCUGGUGGAGGAGGGAGAUCACUCAUGAUGGCUUCUGCACAAGCUCCAGAGGCCCUUCAUCCCUCAUGGGAGGCCAAGAAAAAAAAGAAGGAGCAGGAGUCUAAGAUCUUACCUUUUGAAGGGAAGAAGAUCACUUUUGAUGACUGAUUGAGAGGGGGAGGGGCAAUAGAGAAAAAGGAGUUACACCAGCUCCCCAGUGGGAACAAGCAGUGAUGGGGAAAAGAGGGGGCUGCGUUACUAAAUACACGGUUUUAGUUGAAGGGAAAUCCAACCCUAAUAGACAACUACCAGUACUCUAAAAGAAAGCAGAAAAAUAGAGAGACAAACUGAUGAAAGUUGUGAAUUUUUGAAGUUGUAAUGUCAAUGUGAUGUAGUGCCGGUCGACUUACCCAUCUGUUCCAACAUAUAAAAUGACUAAACUUAAACAAUUUCAAUGAUCCAUUGCUUUAAUAGGAGGGUCUAUUACUUUUAGAGGACCUAUAACAUAUUUUUAGUAGAGCCCCAAGGGACAGAGAACUUAUGAGAAAAAAAGAAUAACAGAAAGUAUCAGACUGUAUUACCGGGUACUGACAAUAAAUUGGCCAAUUUAAUUUAAAUAUCGUGGAAAGAUUUUUUUUUUAAAGACAAGGUCCAAUUAUCUUUCGAAUUCAAUGAACAAUGACAUCGUCCAUAUUAUAAAGUGAAAUAAAAAAGAAUAACAUGUGCUUCCAAAAUAAAUUUCUUUUGUUUCACAUUUAUUUGUCUCUUACUCUGCUUAUUUACACAUUUACCAUGUAUACCAGUUAUGAAAAUAAUGUAAGUGACAAUAUUAUAUUGAUUAAUUAAUCAUAAAUCUAAAUUUAAAUCAAUAAAGACACAUGAAUAAGUAAUGCACUUUGAUUAUUUCCAGUGAAA
This is a messenger RNA of Strongylocentrotus purpuratus (purple sea urchin), 2244 nucleotides long. RefSeq names its product serum response factor-binding protein 1. Gene Ontology annotation, cellular component: 90S preribosome; nucleus. Bases 79 to 1497 code for a protein of 472 amino acids. The transcript is spliced from 7 exons. Lineage: Eukaryota; Metazoa; Echinodermata; Echinoidea; Camarodonta; Strongylocentrotidae. Gene Ontology annotation, biological process: maturation of SSU-rRNA. The record is from RefSeq and is a predicted model, not a curated record.